AUGGGAAAAGAUUUAAUAAAUAAAAUGAAUUCAAUCAAAGAAAAAGUAGCAUUUUUACAAUGUUUAGAAAAAAUUGAUUAUAAUAAUCAAAUACCAAAAUAUCCUGCUCAAUGUAUAAUAUUGGCAAAAGAUAAAAAAUUAACUAAAAUUGGUAAUCGAAAUAAAAGGCAAUCAUAUAGAUUUAGAGAAAUGUAUCAUAUUCAACGUGAAAAUAUAUCAAAUUAUAAUGUCAUAAAAAAAGAUAUUAUUAAUGAAUUAAAAACAAAAGAUUCAGAAGAUUCAUUUUUUAGAAAAAUUGUUAGAUUCUUUACAAAUCUUUUUACUUUUAAUAGUCCUAAAAAAGAAGUAAAAAAAAAAAAGACUUGGAAAGAAACAUAUCAAAAGAUUAAAAUGCUCAAUAAUAUAAUAAAAGGUAAAAACAUAAAUACUGAAAAUUUGUAUAAACGUGUUUUUGAUUAUGUUUCUGAAGAUCAACCUGAAUAUUUAAUAAGAUAUGUUCGAUCAACAACACCUUCAAAACCUUUGGAAUUACAAUUUGAUGAUUUAAUAUAUACAUUAAGAAAACAUUACUCUGGUAAAGAAACACCGUCAAUUUUAUCUCCAAAAUUUGCUUCCAUUCUUCCAUCAAAUAUUAGAAAUCGAGAAUCAAAAAAUUCAUUUUUAAGUCCAAAUUUAUUUCCACUUUAUCAUGAUGAAGAAGAUCCCAAUUCAAAAAAUGAUAUUUUACCUUUACCAAAAGUAAUGAAUGAAUUAGGUAUGGAUGACAAAGAUAAAGAAGCAGUUUUAGAAAUGGUUAUGGAUGUCACUGGUGCUGAUUCAAUUAUUGAAGAUGUUACUAAUAUUUUAAAAGACAAUGGAUUCGAAGAUGAUAUUAAUAAAAUAACAGAUUUUGUUUCUAUAACUUUUAAAAAUAUUCAAAAAACUUUUAGUUUUAGGCAAAAACGUGAUAUGGAAAGUUUAAAAUACGGAUUUUUAACAUCAAGUCAAUUAGAAAUAUUAUUUGGAAUUAAUGGUCCAUAUAAAACAAAAAGAAGUAAUUUUCCUUUUAGCAUUGCAGAAUAUAAAAAAAUGACAAUUGUUGAUAAGAAAAGAGCAUUAUGGGAGAGUAUAAGAAAAAUUAGUGAACUUCCUGAUCCAAUAGCAAAAAAUAGAGGUGGUAGUAGAUUUUUAUCAAGAAGAUUUAAAAGAACUUUAAUAUUAAAACAUGAUCAUACAACAUUAUCACCUUUUGCUUUUUCACCAUCAAUUAAUACUUUUACAUUACUUGGACCAACAACAUUAUCACCAUCAUUAUUUUCUCCAUCUAUUAUUGCUCCAUAUUUAUUAUCACCACCAGUUUUAUCACCACAAGUAGGAAAUCCAAUGAUAUUUUCUCCAUACGUUCUUGGACCAAAUGUUCUUUCAGCAGCCGUUUUUAAUGCUUAUGUUUUUAGUCCAUAUGUCUUAUCACCAAAUGUUAUAAAUCCUUAUGUUUUAUCUCCUGUAAUUUUAUCACCAUUUGUUUUAUGUCCAGAUGUGUUAUCACCAACAGUUUUAUCUGGAGUUGUUUUAUCACCUUCUGUACUGUCACCUUCUGUAUAUACGGAUACAAUACUUGCUGCCAAUGUUUUAUCACCAACAUUUUUAUCAUAA
Messenger RNA from Strongyloides ratti, 1632 nucleotides. RefSeq names its product Moulting cycle MLT-10-like protein family-containing protein. Lineage: Eukaryota; Metazoa; Nematoda; Chromadorea; Rhabditida; Strongyloididae. The record is from RefSeq and is a predicted model, not a curated record. The transcript is spliced from 2 exons. Bases 1 to 1632 code for a protein of 543 amino acids.